Molecule: messenger RNA, 1122 nt
Organism: Macrosiphum euphorbiae (potato aphid)
Lineage: Eukaryota; Metazoa; Arthropoda; Insecta; Hemiptera; Aphididae
Source: the annotation of a GenBank genome assembly
AUGGACCGAUUUGAAUAUGCUAAACCUGAUCCAGCAGAGACCGUUCUAUGGCGUCACAACAAUAUCACUUUGUAUGAUGGCAAUUACAAAACUUCGUUUCACCGUGGUAAUAUUAUCUUAACUGCCACUCAUCUUUUCUGGAUGUCUGGCGAUGCGUGGUUGUCUUUACAGCUCCGGUACAUAGUGUACAUUGAAUCUGCAGUUACUGACACCUUAUUUGGUUCAAAAACUAAAACUAUUCUUGUUCAUUUAUUACCCUCUGAUAAUACAAAUCCAGGCCCUGUUUCUUGUGCCAAAGGCGAGUACAUCAAACUUGAUUUUAAGGACAAAAUUCCUGAUGGGUUUUUUGAUGUAUUUCAGAAAACUGUUGCGGAAAAAAAGUGGUCUGUUAGCAAGAUUACCCGUCAAAUUAGAACAGGAAUCGGAGGGAUCGAAAAAAAUAUUUAUGAAAAACAAAAAGCGUCUGAUAUUAGUAUUACAGAUGCUUUUAAGGACUUAGACAGACUUAUGAUUACAGCUAAAGAUAUGGUAUCAUUAAGUAAAAACAUUUCUGAAAAAAUUAAAGAAAAACAAGGAGCUAUUAGUGAUGAUGAAACUGUGCGCUUCAAGUCAUACCUUUUAGGUCUUGGUGUGGAUGACCCAGUUACUAGAUCAUCAUUCACAGAUUCAAAUGCAUAUUAUACCACACUUUGUAAAGAAAUAAUCAAAAUUAUUCAAGUUUCAUUAGAAGAAGUUGGUGGUACAAUGGCCCUUGCAGAGGUUUAUUGUCGGGUAAAUAGGGCUAGAGGACUAGAUCUUUUAUCACCCGAAGAUUUAAUGCAUGCGUGUUACAUGAUGAAUACUGAUCAAUCUUCACCUGUAAAACUAAGAAAGUUUGAUAGCGGUGUAUUAGCUUUACAAUCAUCUUUAUGUGACGAGUCUGUUGUAUUGAAAAAAACUGUUGAAGCAUUACAAGAAAGUGGAUCAUUAAGUGCACAAGAACUAUCAACGUUAAUUGGAGUACCAGUUGUAUUAGCUAAGGAGUAUUUGUUAUCUGCCGAAAAACAUGGGAAGUCAUGCCGAGAUGAAAGUAUUGAAGGUCUAAGAUUUUAUCUUAAUAAAUUUAUAGAUGAAUACAUGUAA